UCAUACUUACAUAAUAAGUAUGCCUUUACAGCUACAAUUCCCAGUUUCCUUAACACAACAUCAAACCCCCUUUCGAUAAUUUUAUAAUAAUGUCUGAAAACAUCAUAAAUACUGAUAAUAAUAAUAAGGGUAGCCGUAAUAAUCGUGGCAAUAAUAAAAAUGAACAAGAUUUAAGACUUUGGAAACUCCUUUUCUUUGGUAUUAUUGGUGCUACUUUCGCUGUCGGACAACUUCGAUGGACUGUCGAUUGGUUUUAUUCUCAGUUUAAAAUGUCAGAGUCAACGGUCAAAGGUGCGGCAAGUGGUUUUUCGCAGUCAGGUUUUCACAGUGAAGCAAGGAGAAGGUAUGCAUAUCGGUUGAAGAAGGAGUAUGAAGAAGAAUUGGAGAGAGUGGAGCGUGUAAGGCGAAUGCAAAGAAUGUUCAAUAAGGAGAAAAAUAAGUACAGAAGGGGAUACGAGAGAUGGAGGGAGGGUGGUUAUAGCGAAUCUUAUCAACGAGAUGAUUGGUAUUGGAAAACCGAUACAACGUAUGGAAAUUGGAGUAAUUUCAGGGAACCAACUCGUUCCCCUGUUAAUUAUUCUUUGUCCCAUCACUAUGCUAUAUUGGGUCUGAGCAGGUCAAGGACAACGCCAUACACAGAUGAUGAAAUUAAGACUGCAUUCCGAAGCAAGGCAAAGCAAUAUCACCCUGAUCAAAAUCAGGAAAACAAAGAUAUUGCUGAAGCACGGUUCAGGGAGAUUAUGACUUCCUACGAGGCAAUAAAAUCCGAAAGAAAGAAUUCAAGAUAGCGAACUGUUUCUUGAAAUCUCCAAAUGAACAAACUCAACGGCAAAUGCAGUAGAGUACCAAGUUGAUGUGUAACUAUUUUUAAUUUAUUUAUUUCUUACUCGUAUUAACUAUUGUAUGUUUGAUCAAGGGAUGGAAAUAGUAACAUGAUAGAGGGCUAGAGACAUAAAUAAGAAUGUCCAAUACACAAAGCUAUUAAAAUCCUUAGCUAGGGAUGGCAACAUCUGACACAAUCCUUGAUACGAUACGACAUGAACUACCCUAAUACCCUAUACAGGAUACAUACAAAGGUUACAAUUGCUUAAAAUUGCACCAAUCCCUUCCACUUGAUCAAUCUAUGUUUUGUAAGAUCAAUAUACCAUGAUAACCCUAAUGUUUUGAUGUUAUGCA
This is a messenger RNA of Erigeron canadensis, 1176 nucleotides long. RefSeq lists its product as uncharacterized. The transcript is spliced from 7 exons. The record is from RefSeq and is a predicted model, not a curated record. The coding region runs from base 90 to 788 and encodes 232 amino acids. Lineage: Eukaryota; Viridiplantae; Streptophyta; Magnoliopsida; Asterales; Asteraceae.